Messenger RNA from Ananas comosus (pineapple), 2523 nucleotides. RefSeq names its product protein transport protein SEC23. The transcript has 3 exons. The coding region runs from base 1 to 2265 and encodes 754 amino acids. Gene Ontology annotation, molecular function: GTPase activator activity; zinc ion binding. The record is from RefSeq and is a predicted model, not a curated record. Gene Ontology annotation, biological process: COPII-coated vesicle budding; endoplasmic reticulum to Golgi vesicle-mediated transport; intracellular protein transport. Gene Ontology annotation, cellular component: endoplasmic reticulum exit site; COPII vesicle coat. Lineage: Eukaryota; Viridiplantae; Streptophyta; Magnoliopsida; Poales; Bromeliaceae.
AUGUCAGGGGGGUGCCACGUCGUCCCCACGAGCGUGAUGUGCGCCCCCCUCGCGCCCGUCGCCGACCUCCCCGUCCUCCCCUACGACCCCCUCCUCUGCGCCGGGUGCCGCGCCGCGCUCAACCCCUUCGCCCGCGUCGACUACCGCGCCGCCCUCUGGUCCUGCCCCUUCUGCCUCCACAAGAACCCCUUCCCCCGCUCCUACGCCGGCAUCGGCGAGAACAACCUCCCCGCCGAGCUCUUCCCCACCUACAGCUCCGUCGAGUACGUCCUCUCCCAAAACCCUAACCCUACCUCACACCCCAACGGGUUCGGGCUCUCCCCGUCCUCCUCCUCUUCUUUCGGCUCCUCGGCGUCGCUAUCGGGAUCGUCCGCCGCCCGGCCGCUGGGAACGGCGUUCGUGUUCGUGGUGGACGCGUGCUCGGCGCCGGAUGAGCUCCGGGCGCUAAAAAAUGAGAUCUUGCACGUGGUGGCGCAGCUCCCAGAGAACUCUUUGGUGGGGCUGGUGUCCUUCGGAGCGAUGGUGUGGGUGCAUGAUCUCAGCUUCACGGAGUGCUCUCGAGUUUUGGUGUUCUCCGGCGAUCGAGAGCUCACUUCGGAGAAGAUCCAAGAGUUUCUGGGCAUUCAUCAUCACCUUCAAUACAGCAAACCAGCAGUACCGAGAACAACACAAAAGCAAAGCUUCCUCCUGCCGGUUUCUGAGUGCGAGUUCAACAUUACUGCUGCCUUAGAAGAGCUUGGUUCCCUCUCUGCUUGUUCAUCUGGUCACCGCCCUGUGAGGGCCGCCGGAGCGGCCAUCUCGACAGCUGUAGCCCUUCUAGAAGGUUCCUCUCCCGGUACAGGUGGCCGUGUGAUGGUCUUCACAUCCGGGCCUGCAACUACUGGUCCAGGGAUGAUUGCAGAAUCCGAUCUUGGUAAACCUAUUCGAUCACACCGCGAUCUUAUUAAUGGAAAUGCUCCCUUUUCUGAGAAGGCCCGUGGAUUCUACAGGCAUCUGGCUCAGCGGUUGUCGGAUAAAUCUCUCGUUCUUGACCUCUUUGCUUGCUCUCUCGAUCAGGUUGGGGCAGCCGAGCUAAGGCACCCAAUUGAAAUGUCCGGUGGAUUUAUGGUGCUUGCUGAGUCGUUCGAAUCUGACCAAUUCAAGAAAUGCUUGAGGCACAUAUUUAAUCAUGAUGGUGCAGAACACCUAAAUAUGGAUUUUGAUGCCCGAAUCGAUAUAGUAACCUCGCAGGAGGUCAAAAUAUGCGGGGCCCUAGGGCCGUGCAUGUCCCUCCGCAGUAAAAAUAGUUCGGUAAGCGAGAAGGAGAUCGGCGAAGGUGGGACAAGUUCUUGGAAGAUGAGCACUCUGACAAGCAGAACGUGCAUUGCAUUUAUUUUCGAAGUGGGUGGUGAGAGAAAUGGCGAACCGCCGACAGUCUUUUUUAUUCAGUUUAUGACAUGGUACCGGCACGGAAGCGGCGGUUAUCGCCUUAGGGUCACCACUGCUGCAAGGAGGUGGGCGCUGCCACGAUCUCCGGAGAUCACCACAGGGUUCGAUCAGGAAGCAGCUGCCGCUGUCAUGGCUCGGCUCGCGGUCCACCGGGCAGAGAGGUACUAUGCGAGAGAUGUCAUCCGAUGGCUCGACAAGAUGCUGAUUAGGUUCACAUCCAAGUUCGGGGAAUAUGUUCCGGAAGACCCGUCUACGUUCCGGCUCUCAUCGAACUUCUCUCUGUACCCACAGUUCAUGUACUACUUGCGACGAUCGCAGUUCAUCGACGUAUUUAAUAGCUCUCCAGAUGAAACCGCCUUCUUCAGGUUGAUGCUGAAUCGGGAAGGGGUGGUGGGGUCACUCAUCAUGAUCCAACCAACCCUAUUUCAGUAUUCAUUUGAUGGACCACCUAUACCUGUGCUGCUCGACGUGAGCUCAAUCUCUCCGGACGUCAUUUUGCUGUUCGACUCGUACUUCUACAUAGUGAUCCAUUACGGGUCAAAGAUCGCACAGUGGCGGAAGCUAGGGUACCACAGGAGCCCAAACCACGAGAACCUCCGGAAGCUUCUAGAAGCUCCGGAGGUUGAUGCUGAGGCAUUGAUGGCGGAUCGGGUCCCAGUGCCGAAGCUCAUAAAGUGCGACCAGCAUGGGAGCCAAGCGCGGUUUCUAUUAGCCAGGCUGAACCCUUCAGUUACUCAGAAGACACAGCUCGUUGACGGGGCGGAGGUUAUAUUCACGGAUGAUGUGAGCUUGCAAGUUUUUAUCGAGCACUUGCAGGAAUUGGCUGUUCAGGGUUGAUUAUUAGGGCGGUUUGGGAUUGUACAUGUCUGGCUUUUCCUUUCUCUCGUUUUUUACUCAAGGGGGAACUAUAGGAGUGCCUCGCAAUUCAUAGGUGGGUUCUGUAAGAGCGUCAGAAUUUUUUUCUACCUUUAUGCAGCUUGUAGUAGUAUAAUUUGCCUCCUGAGUCUGCUUUUGCUGCUGGUUGUGAUGAUGUAUGCAAGAUCGUUUCUCUCUCUUUUACGACAGUUGUUGUGAAGGGUGCUCUAGUUGCAGAUC